Molecule: messenger RNA, 3667 nt
Organism: Cheilinus undulatus (humphead wrasse)
Lineage: Eukaryota; Metazoa; Chordata; Actinopteri; Labriformes; Labridae
Product: LIM domain-containing protein 1-like
Exons: 9
Coding region: 573-2363 (596 amino acids)
Biological process (GO): response to hypoxia; positive regulation of miRNA-mediated gene silencing; negative regulation of hippo signaling
Cellular component (GO): adherens junction; P-body; nucleus
Molecular function (GO): transcription corepressor activity
Source: RefSeq, a predicted model, not a curated record
UUCACUUUUACUUAUGGCUUAAUUGGAGUACUGUACCUUUAAAAACGAGCUGUUCCCUGUUUUCAGUCCCUACUAACGACCGUCCGGUGGCCACGUACGGCUCCGUGCUCCAACGGUUAUCCCACGCGCAUUUUUAACGUCGUGCGGAGGAUAAAGUUUUGAAUGAAGCCUCCCCGCUGGGACUGUAACGCGGGAGGAGGAGGGGGCAGUUCGCGGGGUCGCCCAGGCUAUCAGAUCUGGGAUCUGCUCACAUUUAUAGCCAGACAGACGGCUGCUUGUUCGGGGCAGAGCUGAGCUGGACAGACGGGAUUUUUCACCGAGGCGGACGCUGACUUUUUAUCUUUUAACUUCUCUUUGUCGGACACUUGAAGAGACGGGAAAGUUUUGGAGUAAGAGAAAAGUUUCGCUCAGGGUCUGGACCUGUCGCCUGUCAAUACUUCAAGCUCCUGGACUGUAAGCUAAUUAUUCACCCUGGAAAUAUCACUAUUUUACAGACUUUUUCGGCUUUAGCCUUUUAAGAGAAGUACUUCUAACUCAGUUUUACUGAAGCAGGCAAACAGAGAAGUGUCAUUAUGGAUAAAUACGAGGAUUUGGGACUCGAGGCGAGUAAGUUUAUCGAGGAUUUAAACAUGUAUGAAGCAUCCAGAGAUGGUUUAUUUCGAACGAGAAGGGAUGCAGGAAAUAACCCCGACUUUGAAGAAACGAGAAGAGUUUUUGCUUCCAAAAUGACAAAAAUACACAUGCAGAAGCACCAAGAGGAGAUGGCAAGAAACAACCAGGCUAUUAAAAUGAAUGGGGGUUACAACAGCAACUAUUACACCAAAGACAGACCGCCUAUCAAUAGUUACAGACAGCCGGGUGAAGCGGCAGCUAAGCCCCCGAUACUCUCUGGCCCUGUGCCGGGCACCACGGCUGGGAAUCAGUACGCUCAGUUUGACGGUCAAAAACACCUCACAGGCAUUCUGUCUGAACCUCCAGCCAGCAGGGCGUAUGGCUACGGAAACAAUUACGAUAAUAAGGAGCGUUUAGAGCCACAUUCAUACCAGCACAGCAGCCCUACUCCACACAGCCCUGGAAGCCCUUCUCAUCACCUUUCUCCAAGUUUGUCUGGGUCUGGGAGCAGCAUUUCACCUCAGCCUCAAAGACAGCUUCCUUCUCCCUCCACCAACAGUCUUCCACACCAGCAGAAUCAGACUGUCACCCAGUCUGUGAACCGGAGUACACCCUCUGCUACAGGUCAGGCCAGAGGAUGGUCUGCAGACACAUCUGGCUCAGCAAAACCAGAUCUCAUCCCUGCCCUACCCCUGAGUGCCUUCACUGGAGGAGCUGACCUCCACAAGCAGCAGCAGCAGCAGCCCUCCACACAGUCUGCUCCCUACUACACGCCACCUUCUCUAACUUCUAAAGCUUCCACCAGCCAUAACGGUCCUGCUCCAGCUCCCUCACCCCUACCCGCAGCUUCUGACACACCUCAACCCAAAGCACAGGUGACAUCUCCUGCCUUUAGUCCAGGAAAUGACUCAAAAAGCAGCAGCAAAGUACAAGGGCAGAGCCAAGUACCAGGCUUUGGACAGGCCACCAGUGCUACAGCUGAGGUCCCUAACAGCUCUAAGCCUGUCCAGCUCCCUUCCCAGUCUCCCCUGUCGUCAGAGCAAGGGCCUUCAGCGGCUGAAGUUAAACUGGAGGCUCUCACUAAGCGGCUGGAGAAGGAGAUGGAUACCCAACCAAAGGCGGACUACUUUGGAGUCUGUGUGAAGUGCAACAAGUCAGUAUAUGGAGCCAGCCAGGCCUGCCAGGCUAUGGGCAGCCUCUACCAUGACUCCUGCUUCACCUGCAGCGCCUGUAGUCGAAGGCUGAGAGGGAAGGCAUUCUACUAUGUUGGAGGAAAGGUUUUCUGUGAAGAGGACUUUCUGUACUCCGGUUUCCAGCAGUCUGCAGACAAGUGCAACGCAUGUGGACAUUUGAUCAUGGACAUGAUCCUGCAGGCCCUCGGGAAGUCGUACCAUCCUGGCUGUUUCCGCUGUGUCAUCUGUAAUGAGAGCCUUGAUGGAGUGCCCUUCACAGUGGACACUGAAAAUAAAAUCUACUGUCUCAAAGACUACCACAGGGUCCUGGCCCCUAAAUGUGCAGCCUGUAACCAGCCCAUCCUGCCCUCUGAGGGCUCUGAUGAAACCAUUCGAGUUGUGUCCAUGGACAAAGACUAUCAUGUGGAGUGCUAUCACUGUGAGGAAUGUAAGAUGGAGUUAAAUGACGAGGAGGGUCACCGCUGCUACCCUCUGAACGGCCACCUCCUCUGCCACUCUUGCCAUCUGAAGAAUAUCGAGUCAGGCUGCUCCUCAUCUAUCUCCUCCUCGUCUUUCUGAUCCUUGCAGUGGAUGGAUGGACAGAGACACCUGGUGGAUUUAUGGAGGAACUGCCAAAGAGUGAUUGACAGCAUGAGUGGAUAGUUACAAUUCUUGUUGUAGAGGAUUGAUUACUGCAAUGCAUCAGAUCUUGCUGUGGUUUGAUGUGUACUUUUAAAGAUGUGUUACUGAAGUUUUAAUAUACUUUUUUUGUCUUUAUGAAGUCUGUAAUACACCAAAGCCCUUCUUUGAAUGCAUUGACCGUAACGUAUAUAUUUUACAAAAGGGUUGCCAUAUAAUUUUUUUCAAAUGUAAAUAUCACUUUUGUUCAUUUACAUUUUUCUGAUAGUCAACUCAUUUCAGGUACAGGGUACUUUUUAAGCUAAUGUUCCCUGUUCUGCAGUUAAAAUGAACCUUGAAACUUUAUGUCCAAAGCUUCUGAUAGGAAUAUAAAUCAACUUUAGAAAGUGACACACAUCAAGCUACCUGAUGUUUUGAUGUCAUUUUUAUAUAAUGUAAUACUCUGAAACAUGUAAGCUGUAGAUGUCCAUAUUGUUUUCUGGAUGCAGAUUGUGCCCCAAAAUGUAAUAUGAAAGAUCUGUGAAUACUGGGAUAUACCGUAAUAAUGUUCGGGAUUAGUUUAAACAUCAUUAAAAAGCUCAAAAUUGCUUCAUUUUCCAAACUAUUAAUGAAGGAAAAGUAGAUCCAUUGUUUUUCAUUUUCAUUUUAAAGAUUCCUGUAUGCAAUGAUAUAAAAAUAUUUCUGAACACAGUCAUUCCAAAAAAUAAAAAAUAGUGCCUUUAUCGUGGAGGUCGAAUAUGCCUUUGUACCCGUAAGGUUUAACAGUCAAACCAUGAAGUCUUUCUCGUCAUGUCUGAGCAAGUACAUUCAGGAGUUGUUUAGCAAUAGACAGCCAUCAUUCGUCACGUGGUUUGCUGUCAGCACAAAGAGAACUAUGAGCUCUCUAUGCAUCCAUGAGGAUUGAUAUAAGGCCUGUGGUUUUAUGUAUGUUAUAUUUUCAAAGAUAGUUUUUUUUUUCCAAAAGAAAAAAAAUACAUGUAUUAGUGACCUGUACUCCUUUAUCUUUUGCUUCAUUUUGACUGAGCAAAACCCCUCGUACUUAUUUGUUGUGCAGUGAUGAACACAGUUUUGGUUGCCUACUUUGCCAUACAUAUUAUUCAUGUGUUGGAUUUACUAAUGUAGUACUAAAGUUGCUUUUCUUAUUUGAAGUCAAGUCUCAUAGCCAAAUAUAGAUUAAUAUGAAGAAUAAAAAUGCGUUUGUGCUAUUUGAUUAUUGUGAAAAAUAUUUAAUAAAUAUAUUACAU